Molecule: messenger RNA, 1863 nt
Organism: Theobroma cacao (cacao)
Lineage: Eukaryota; Viridiplantae; Streptophyta; Magnoliopsida; Malvales; Malvaceae
Product: protein ACCELERATED CELL DEATH 6-like
Cellular component (GO): plasma membrane
Molecular function (GO): protein binding
Source: RefSeq, a predicted model, not a curated record
AUGAAAGUGCGCAUGAAUCCAGAUUUUCUCAAAGAAGUAAGGUUAGGGAAGUUAAAAACAAUCAAGGCGAACGAGAUUGAUGGAACAACCCCAGAAGGAAACACGACCCUUCACAUGGCUGCAAGAUUCGGGACUAAGGAUUUGGUAAAAAAUAUCAUCGAUCAGCGUCCUUCCCUUGCCUUUAAGAGCAAUAGCAAGGGGGAGACGCCGGUGCAUGUCGCGGCGAGGGCUGGACAACAUGAGGUCGUUGAAGUUUUCAUCAGUUCAGUGAAAGACUAUAAAGAGAUAUACAUCGGGAGGAUCAGAGAUAGAUUUGGUAAUACGCCUUUACAUGGUGCUGUCAGGAAUGGACAUCUUCAGGUAAUGAAUGCGUUGGCAGAAAAAGAUCCAGAUUCGUUAGUCUGGAUUAAUGAUGCAGGCGAAUCCCCACUUUCCAUUGCCAUUGAUAUGAGGUUGACUGAUAUUGCAAAAAGAAUCAUAACUUUGAAUAAUUCUACGCUUGAUUACCGUGGAAACAACGGCCAAACACCUUUGCAUUGUGCUGUCAUGAGGCAAGAUUUUGUUAUCAUGAGUACCAUCAUAGGUUUGAGAGAAGAUCUCGUUGGAAUGCCAGGUGAAAGAAAAAGGACUCCCCUUCACUAUGCUGCAGCCCUGGGUCAUCAAAGAAUGGUGCAGAAGUUAAUCAACCAAAAUCGUUCGAUUGCAUACGAACAAGACGUAGAUGAGCAAACACCUCUUCACUUGGCAGCAGAGAAUGGGCAAGUACGUCUUAUAGAAGCAUUGCUAAAGCCUUGCCCAGACACAAUUGAGAUAGUUGACAACAAGCAGCAAAAUAUUCUUCAUAUUGCAGCCAAGAAUGGAAAUGUGGAUGCGGUGUCAUAUAUUCUGAAGCUACCUGAAAUGGAAGAUUUGGUCAACUCUCCUGACGCAGAUGGAAACACCCCCUUGCAUCUGGCGGUCAGUAACUACCACAGCGAUGUGGUGGGUGUUCUCUCCAAGAACGCAAAGGUGGAAAUCAGGUCAAUCAACAACUCUAAUAAUACUGCUUUAGCAAUUGUUAAAUUGCCUGAUGGCCGUGGAAUGGAACUACAGAAGCAUUUAACCUUGAAAGCAUUAAAGAGUGCCUAUAAACAGAAAAUUAUUAAUCCUGAAGAUUUUCCUGAAAAUACACAAUUAAUUGAUGUAAAAGUAGAGAGGCCAAACAGCGAUGAUAAAAAGAUCAGGGACAUGGCUCAAAUAAUCUCAGUAAUGGCACCCCUUAUAGCUACAUUUACGUUUACAGCGGCUUUUACCAUCCCUGGAGGUUUUGUGAGUGAUGGUCCAGAUAAGGGCUUGGCAAUGUUAAUUAGUAAAUCAGCUUUCCAGGCAUUCGUUAUCUCUGAUGCCAUUGCCAUGACUUCAUCUAUUACGGCUGCAGUUAUUGUAUUUUGGUCAUCUUCACGUCGGGACACUGAAUCAUUCUUAGAUACCUUUCCUUUCGCCAUUGGUUUAACUUGGAUCUCACUUAUAGCAAUGGCACUAGCAUUUGUGACUGGAUUAUUUGUUGUGUUACAGAAGACGCUGUGGCUGGCUAUAUUGGUUUGUGUGAUUGGUUGUGCUCCUCCCUUCUUCCUUUACAUAUUUUCUCCUAUGUUUCUUCUUGUGUUCGAACGUGUUUCCAAGUCUCGAACCUCUCUCAGUAACCGGCAAAAUAUAGUUGAGGACAAUCCAUUUCUAUUUAUUGUUCGGUUGAUGAAGAUAUUUUUUGAAAGACUGAUUUUUAAAUGUUUAUGCUCGAGGUGUAAGAGUUCAUGUUGUUACCAACCGAACCAAGACUACACUGUAUCUGCCUGUUUGAAAGAAAGCACGCGACCGACAGUCUAG